Passer montanus (Eurasian tree sparrow) is the source of this 7948-nucleotide messenger RNA. RefSeq names its product synaptotagmin like 2 (gene SYTL2). Lineage: Eukaryota; Metazoa; Chordata; Aves; Passeriformes; Passeridae. The transcript is spliced from 19 exons. The coding region runs from base 1 to 6894 and encodes 2297 amino acids. Gene Ontology annotation, biological process: intracellular protein transport; exocytosis. Gene Ontology annotation, molecular function: neurexin family protein binding; small GTPase binding. The record is from RefSeq and is a predicted model, not a curated record. Gene Ontology annotation, cellular component: exocytic vesicle; plasma membrane.
AUGAUUGACCUAAGCUUCCUGACAGAGGAGGAACAAGAGGCAAUAAUGAAGGUGCUGCAACGGGAUGCAGAGCUUAAAAGAACUGAAGAAGAGAGAGUCAGGCAUUUACCAGAAAAAGUCAAAGACCAUGUUCAGCUGAAGAAUAUGAGUGGGCAGUGGUUUUAUGAGGCCAAGUCGAAGAGGCACAGGGAUAAGAUCCAUGGAGCAGAUAUUAUCAGAGCUUCCAUGCGCAGGAAACCUGCCACCAUUGCUGAAGUGGGUCAGAACAAAACGAGCAAAGCAAAGAUCAGCUGGGUGAACAAUGUUAACAAAGAAGUGUUUGUGCCACCAGAUCUACAUGGCAUUGAGGAGCAUCAAGAAGAAGAACAACAGAAAACUAGUUGGAGUUCUAAAGAAGUAAACCCUGUGUUAAACAAGCCAGAGGGAAGACCUGUGAAGGCAGCAGUCUCAUCAGUAAGGCAAAGGAGAAAUCCAUUUAAUUCCACUGUAUCAGAUGAUACCUUGAACAGUGUGGAAUCAGAAGACAGACCAGUCAUUGUACCUCAGCUAUCAAAGAAGGAAAUUUGGUCACUCCCAGAAGACAGCCCACUUAAAUCAAACUUACAAAAUGAUAAAACAGAUAAACCUGAGAAGCCUUCUACAGAACUUACUGAUGAAUCACUGAAGGAACUAGCUAAGCGUCCUGUCCCAAAAGCUAGGAAACUAAUUCACAAAGCAGCAGAUUCUCAAAGAGAAGACCUUGUUCCCAAACCAACCAAGCAGGCUGAGAGGGUUAAUGGCAUUGGUACCCCACCCAAGGGCAUUCUGAAGCGCAGCUCAAGCUCAAGUUCCACUGACUCAGAAGUUCGGGUCAGUCAGACUUUAGAUGUUCAGAAAAAGAAUGGUCUUGCUACUGCAACUAUUUUUGAAGGAGAAGGUGAGAAGAACUCUUUUAUAGAAGAAGCAGAAAACUCCACACAAAAUUCACUAGAAAAACUGAAACAAGUGAGGUUUUCAUCUAGCUCAGGUAAAGGAAAAUCUCUGCAAAGCCCACAGCUACACCAUGGUAAAGAAAAAGGAGAUCAUGAUAUCUUAAAACUUGACAAAAAAGAGAAUGGUGAAAAUUAUGCUGUUCAAUCAGAUUCACUUGGGAAUAAGCAAAUUUCUGCUGCAAAGCCUUCGGGAACCUAUUCAUCAACUUUAAAAAUGAAAACAGUAGAUGGCUUACAAGAAGACACAUCUGCAUCCACCCCUCAUGACAGUAUCAGAUCAGACUUCCUGGUUAGUGAAAGCUUCCAGACAGAUACAGUUACUCCCAAGAAACUUGAAACUCCACAGAAGACCUCCAGCAAUAUCCUGUCAAACCACAAUAAUGAACGGAGUGUUGAUGAGACACAUGAAAAAAAAUCCAACCAGAUCUUGAGCCAUGAAUCAGAGUCACACAAAAACUUUACUGAUGGACAUCAACUUUCUGCUGAAACAGAAGCACAUGAGGUGUCCAAUACCAAUUCUACAAGUCUUCAACAAGGUAAGCCUGAUCUUGUUGAGGAGAGAGAUGCUAAAACCAUUUUCAAGCCUGGCAAGCAUGCUGAUGAACUCCUGAAAGUGGACGAUGAAUCUGUGUCAAAAGUUUUAGACUGGUUUAAAAGAAGUUCUAGUAAUGAAGAUGAGGAAGAUGUAUCAACAAAGUCCCAAGGCAGGGUGCCCAGAGAGGAAGUGGAUGUGUCAAUCAGAACAGCAGUUCUUCCUACAAAGCACAGUGGGCCUGGCAUGCAUGGAAAAACAGAAGAUACAGAAGAGACACCAUUUGGAGAGAUUAAACAACAGAGCAGAAUUCCAUCUACAUCCUUUACUUCAGAAAACACACAGCUGAUAAAGGAGAGGGUGAAGCCUAAGAUAGGGGAAGCAAAUGAGAAGCAAAAUGAUAAAUUGCUGACUGAAUUUGAUUGUGCGAGAGUUGAAGAAAAAGAACAUGGUCGAGAAAUCAAACAACAAAAUAAAAAAUCAAGUCUCUUGGACCAUCAAGGGCACAAGUUACCAGCUCAGAAAUUUGAAUCAGAGAAGGCAAUACAAGAAAAAAGAAGAAUAAGGGAGAUCAGAGCAUUCUGGGAAAGGAAUAAAACUAUCCCCAGUCAUGGAGAGAAAGAAGUUAGUAUCAAUGCUGAUGUGUCAGGUGGCCAUGCAUUAACAGGUCUCAGUGAAAGUGAUCAGCUAAAGAGAUCUGCAGUGUAUCUACCCAAGGCAUUGCAUAAUCCGAGCAAGAAUACAUUGAGAAGUCUUGAAGUAAGUUGUGCAAGCCAGGUUUCAAGAAACAAAAGUUACCAUUCUUUUGAAUCAGGACCAAGCCAUGCAUUUAGAAAGCCAGAAGGGGCACUUCAAUCUGGUGAACUCCCAAAAGCCAGUAAUUUGCAUCCAAGAGUUGGUGUCACUUCAGCUUCCUCAAAAAGCAAAGAUGAAGAUGAGAAAGCAACUCUUAAAGGGAAAGUUGCUGCUUCUUCCCAACAGAAGCCCAGCUUCCAGGUUUUGUCUUUAAAAGAAAAGAUGAAUGAAAAGUCCAAGAAUCAAAUUUUAGAUCCUUCACACUUCCAGAGUCUGAGAAACUUCUGGGAUACUGGAGUUAAAUUCCAAAGUAGCAUUGACAGUGAAGAUGAUUCUUUGCCAAAUAAUACUAGAUCAAUAACCUAUGAAAGAAAAUCAAAGGAAGAUAAAAAAGGCAAAGAUAAUGUGAGCAAGCAAGGGUUGAGUCAACAACAACCCCAAACAUCUGAGAGAGAAAAACCACAGAAACUAGAUUCUGAGAUAUGCAAAAAGUCUUUAGGAUCUCCUAUCCUAAAAGGUCUGAAUAUGACACACACAAAAAAUACAGACUCUCUCCAGCUGGACAGACAACCAGUUAUCUCAAAAUCCCAGGAAAAGAUGGAUCUUCCAGAGCAAGAAGUUAGAGAAUGUACAGAAAAAGGCAUUGUUUCUUCAAAAGAUCAUCAUGUAUCCUUGCAGCUCCAGUCACCUGGUGAUAAAGGUGCUUUAAAAGAGACAGUAGUAGGUGAUAAAGUAUAUUUACCUAUAGAAAAAGGGGAAAACAAGACUACUCCUUUGGAUAAAGAGGAAGUUGCAGAGACUGUGGAUAAAGUUGUUCUACCUUCAGGUGAGCUUGAUAUAUUUAAGUCAUGUCUAAAGAAGGUAGAAAAGGAAGCCUCUGAGAUGUCAUGUAGCUUAAACCUAAAAGAAAACAUUUUAAAAGGGACACAUUUUCAGUCAAAUCAGUGCAAGGUCUUUGAGAGAACAGGGGACGACUGUCAUAAUACUUCUCCUGAUGAUCAAGGACAAGAAAUAGGCAAAAGUACAGGACAAGUGAAUGUGUCAUCAACAAAUAAGCAAGAGAAUAGAAAAAGUCUCAGAAAACUGUUUAGGGAAUUUGAACCUUUGUAUCUACAAUAUCAGGCAUUAGACAAGGAUGAUACUCUUGAGGGCUCUCAGAGGCCUCAAGAUGGUUUGGAGAACCUUCUCACGCAGACUCAUGUAUCUCAACCUUCUGAAUACAGAAGGGUGGGAAAGAAAACAUGCAAUGACUCAAAUAGUAUAUCACAAACUAACUUCAGUGUAGAAUCAGCACACCAAGAAGCUACUGGUCAGCCUGAAGAGGUCCAGGAGCUCAUAGAGAAGUCUGUAGCUGGAUCCAAGGUCAAUAGCUUGAGUUCUGCUCUAGAGAAGCUGCUGAAGGAGGCUUCUGAAGCACCACCUCCUAAAUCCAAACAUGCUGACAGCACAGCAUGGCGGACUGCUGAGGAGCAAGUUAAAAGGACAAGGUAUGAACAUGGUGGAGAAGUGCCGCAGGAAAUCAGUGAGACUGUAGAAAGGUCUGUUGCCCCAUCCAAGGCCAGUGACUUGAGUUCUGCUUUAGAGAGGCUGCUGAAGGAGGCCUUUGAAGCACCCCCUCCUAAACCCAAACAUACUGACAACACAGCACAGAGAACUGCUGAGGUGCAAGAUAAAGGCAUGACUUAUGAGCGUGGUGGAGAAGUGCCGCAGGAAAUCAGUGAGACUGUAGAAAGGUCUGUUGCCCCAUCCAAGGCCAGUGACUUGAGUUCUGCUUUAGAGAGGCUGCUGAAGGAGGCCUUUGAAGCACCCCCUCCUAAACCCAAACAUACUGACAACACAGCACAGAGAACUGCUGAGGUGCAAGAUAAAGGCAUGACUUAUGAGCGUGGUGGAGAAGUGCCGCAGGAAAUCAGUGAGACUGUAGAAAGGUCUGUUGCCCCAUCCAAGGCCAGUGACUUGAGUUCUGCUUUAGAGAGGCUGCUGAAGGAGGCCUUUGAAGCACCACCUCCUAAACCCAAACGUGCUGACAGCACAGCACAGAGAACUGCUGAGGUGCAAUGUAAAAGCACAACUUACAAGUGUGGUGGGGAGCUGCCUGAGGAAAUCCCUGAGAUAAUAGAAAAGUCUGUUGCCCCAUCUUCGGACAGUAGCUUGAGUUCUGCUCUAGAGAAGCUGCUAAAGGAGGCCUCUGAAACACCCCCUCCUAAGCCCAAACGUGCUGACAGCACAGUACAGGGGACUGCUGAGGUAAAAGCUAUGAGCACAGCCUAUGAGCAUAAUGGAGAGCUGGUGCAGGGAGUUGGUGAGACCACAGAGGGAUCUGCACUGUCCAACACUGAAUAUAGAGGGUCUGAUGUUAAUUUUCAGAAUCCACCCAAAGAGGUCUCUGAAACACCAGCUUCUGUGCUGGAAAAUAUGGAUAAGAAAAUCCAUGAUAAAAUACAGACUAGUGUAAGUAUAUAUGUUCCACAUCAACGAGACAGAGAUCACCCUCAAGAAAUACAAGAAACAAUAGAGAAAACUUCUGUUUCAAAUAUCGCACAAUUUGGUGAAUUCAGUCGCUCUUUAGAAAAACUACUUCAAGAAGCAUCUGCAGUUUCAUGUCCAAUCUCCAAUGAUUUAUAUCAGCAAGAAGAGUUUGAGGCUCAUACAUUACCCUCAGAAAAAGAAAAAGAGACUCUAUUCAUGACAAGGUCACAGCCAUACAAUGCCCUAAGUAGCUAUGAUACACAAAUGAAGAUAGUUCUUAAAGAGGGAUCUCCAGAAAAAUAUGUCAAAGCCUCAGUUAAGGAUCUUGCAGUAAGUGAAAUUGAAGCUUCUGGUCUUAAAAGAAAGGGAGCCAUUAAUAAAAUAGGAGAGACAAACAUGGUUCCAGUUGAUCUUCAUCCCUUGGAAGACAAGAUGAAUAUGGUUGCAGUAAAACCAUUUGAGAUAAAUGCUAAAGGGAUGAAUGAAAGAACAUUCUUGGAGGCUUCUGAACAGAAUACAGAAUUUCAAGCACUCGUGAAUUUCAGAAGAACAAGUACACCACUUAAAGAUGAAAGCAGCUCUCCCCAGCCAGAAGCUCAGUUCUGCCUAAUGUCUCACCAUUAUGAUAACAAUGAGGAGGAAGGCAACAAUUUAAAUUUGGGAUCCAAGUUUUCAGAUGAAAACUCUGAUUGCCGCUCUGGAACAGGAAGUUCAACUCGUUCUGAAGAAGAAUUAAACCCUGUUUUGAUGGCUUUGAAAAGGAGUGCAGAUAGGAAAAAGCCUUCCAAAAGUCUAGAGGACAUUCCAUCAGCCACCUCAAGUGAGCACAAAGCUUAUAAAGAAAAAAUAAAUAAACCAAAGGAAGAGUUAGUUCUUAGUGCUGAAGAUGGUCUGAAACCUGAUCAGCAUCAAGAGAGGACUGAAAAUGCAUCAGAAAUUUCCACAGUGACUUCACAGCCUGAUAAACCAUUUUCCAACCCUGAAAAACUCAAGGGACUGAGCAAGUCGGUACCAUCAUUCUUACAGGAAGAGAGUGAUGACAGAGAGACAGAUACAACAUCAGAAAGCAGUUAUUCCUUUGGCAGAAUCAAGAAGAGUCCCAGCUCUCUAACCAAUCUUAGCAGCUCUUCUGGCAUGGCCUCCUUAUCCUCUGUGAGUGGCAGCCUAAUGAGCAUCUACAGUGCAGACUUUGGCAAUGUGGAUGUGAAGGGGAACAUUCAGUUUGCCAUUGAUUAUGUGGAGCAGCUGAACGAGCUCCACAUCUUUAUUUGCCAGUGUAAAGACCUGGCAGUGGCAGAUGUUAAGCGACAGCGCUCAGACCCGUAUGUAAAGACCUACCUGCUUCCAGAGAAAUACAGACUGGGCAAACGGAAGACAUCUAUCAAAAAGAAAACUUUUAACCCAGUCUAUAAUGAAAUACUGCGGUAUAAAAUUGAGAAGGAGCUCCUAAAGAAUCAAAGCCUCAAUAUCUCUGUCUGGCACAAUGAUACCUUUGGCAGGAAUAGCUUCCUUGGUGAAGUGGAGUUGGAUUUAGGAGCUUGGGACUGGAAUGAUCCAUCCAAUAAGCAGAUCAACUGGUUUCCUCUCAAGCCAAGGACUUCAGCAAUAACACUUAAUCUAGAAAACAGAGGGGAGAUGAAACUAGCCCUCCAGUACAUCCCACAUCCAGUUGGAGGAAAGAAGACGCUAUCCACUGGUGAAGUCCACAUCUGGGUGAAGGAAUGCCAUAACCUCCCUCUUCUGAGAGGCAAUAGGCUCAACUCUUUUAUUAAAUGUACCAUUCUUCCAGACACCAGCAGAAAAAGUCGCCAGAAAACAAGGACGGUUUCAAAAACUACAAACCCGGUGUUCAACCACACCAUGGUCUAUGAUGGCUUUAGACCAGAAGAUUUGAAAGAAGCCUGCAUAGAACUCACAGUCUGGGAUCACAACAAACUGGCAAACCACUUUCUGGGAGGCCUCCGGAUAGGCCUUGGAACAGGCAAAAGCUAUGGAACUACAGUAGAUUGGAUGGAUUCUACUUCAGAUGAAACUGCCCUUUGGGAGAAGAUGAUGAACUCCCCAAACACGUGGAUAGAAGAUACACUACCUCUCAGGAUGCUUAUGGUUGCAAAAUUGACAAAAUAAGGUGGAUUUUUAUUUGUUAGCCUCAAAAAGGAACCUUGGGAAUUAAAUUAAAAGCAUGGGGGUGGAACUUGGGAGAGGAACACAGUAGUAGCUUUUUUGACAGUUUCUGCUCUGUUACUGUUCUGGUUUUGUGCUGUCAAAUGCCACUUUGUAUUUCAAACAUCUGCUGAUUGUUAUGUAAAUUGUAGGGAUUUUUAAAUUUCUUAUUCACUGAAAACAACUUCAAGAAAGAAGGUGCUUACAGAACUCAGUGUUAGGGGUAGCUGUGAUAGCUGGAUUACUGUGUUGUCCAACUGAAACAUUUCUGAUCCCUUAAAUGAUCCCAAUAAUCAGCAGAAAUAUAAGAGCAAGUCAACUGUUUCUGAACAUUGCUUGGAUUGUUCUUGAAGUCUUACUGAUAAGACAGCAAGAUUAGUGUUAAAGCUCAUUGGUAUGUAUUUGUAUCCUCAUUAUGCCAUGUUAGAUCUCACCAGCAUGGAACAUGGGCAUGAAGAAUUUAGUUUUUUGAAAGUUCCUCUAGUUGUAAUAGUACAUUUCUCGGACAUGAAAGUUACUUCCCCAAUGAAAGAAGCAUGUCAUGAAGUGUCACUGUUGAUGUCCUAUUCUACAAGUAGAAGAGGACUUAGUUCCAAUGUACUGUAAAAAAUCAGGGUUAUAAAAGGUUUGCUUUAUAUAUGUGUUAAUCAUCUUGCUAGCAUAAAAUACCUAGUCUUAAGUGCUGAAGAUGUGAAGGUGAAGUUUUUUUAAUUCCAAUCCUACUCAAAAUGUCAAUUUUAGCGAUGGCAAGAAUGUUGGGUAUUUAUUCUCCAAAGUGCCCUUGUUUGUACCUGUAUCCAUUAGUUUGGGGUUUUUUGCAAGAAGUGAACUUACCUGUGCUUCAGCGCCACCGUUAGGAGACUGGGAGGACUGUGGUGGGCUUUGCUUCGUUUUGAGGCAUAGCAAAUAAGACUGGAGUUUUUAACUUGUAGAAAUGCAUGCUACUGGUAGAUAAAUACAUGAAAUACAAAAUAUAUUCCUUUUGUUUCUUUUUUUUAAAUAAAUGCAACCUAUUUAA